ACAUUGUGCCACCGGCGACAACACUCGGAGAGAACAAACACAUCAUUCCCAUUCUCUCAGAAUGGCUACUUUCAGGUUCCAUCAGUACCAGGUUGUCGGGAGAGGUCUCCCAACUGAAUCAGAUCCACACCCAAAGAUUUUUCGCAUGAAGCUUUGGGCUACCAAUGAAGUUCGUGCUAAGUCCAAGUUCUGGUAUUUUUUGAGGAAGCUGAAGAAGGUGAAGAAGAGCAAUGGUCAAGUUCUUGCUAUCAAUGAGAUCUUCGAGAAGAACCCAACCAAGAUUAAGAACUAUGGUAUAUGGUUGAGGUACCAGAGUAGGACUGGUUACCACAACAUGUACAAGGAGUUCCGUGAUACCACUCUUAAUGGUGCAGUUGAUCUUAUGUACAACGAGAUGGCUUCCCGCCACAGGGUCCGUUUCCCAUGCAUUCAGAUUAUCAAGACCGCCACCAUCCCAGCCAAUCUUUGCAAGAGGGAGAGCACCAAACAAUUCCACAACUCCAAGAUCAAGUUCCCAUUGGUUUUCAAGAAAAUCCGACCACCAUCCAGGAAGCUGAAGACAACAUACAAGGCCACAAAGCCAAACUUGUUUAUGUAAUGUGGUUGAGUUUUAAAGUAUCUAGGUUGUUAUCAAGCAUUUCUGUUGUUUAUCUAUUGCCAGAUUUUGCCAUAAGGAGAU
Molecule: messenger RNA, 679 nt
Organism: Trifolium pratense (red clover)
Lineage: Eukaryota; Viridiplantae; Streptophyta; Magnoliopsida; Fabales; Fabaceae
Product: 60S ribosomal protein L18a
Exons: 4
Coding region: 62-598 (178 amino acids)
Biological process (GO): translation
Cellular component (GO): ribosome; cytosolic large ribosomal subunit
Molecular function (GO): structural constituent of ribosome
Source: RefSeq, a predicted model, not a curated record